Henningerozyma blattae CBS 6284 is the source of this 879-nucleotide messenger RNA. RefSeq names its product acetate uptake transporter family protein. Gene Ontology annotation, cellular component: plasma membrane. Bases 1 to 879 code for a protein of 292 amino acids. The record is from RefSeq and is a predicted model, not a curated record. The transcript has a single exon. Gene Ontology annotation, molecular function: acetate transmembrane transporter activity. Lineage: Eukaryota; Fungi; Ascomycota; Saccharomycetes; Saccharomycetales; Saccharomycetaceae.
AUGUCUGACAAAGAAGCUGCUGAUUUCCAAAACACAGAAAUCGAAAACGAAAACACUCAUUCUGAAGAUAUUCAAAUCCAUCAGCCAUCUUUCUCUGAAGAAAGAACAAGAACUUCUCAAGAUAUUCAUACACAUGCCGAUGGUCAAACCUGUGGGAAAGUUUACUGCACAGGUGACAAUAACGAAUACAUCCAUAUUGGUAGACAAAAAUUCUUAAGAACCGAGUUGAUUGAUGCCUUCGGUGGUACUUUGCAACCAGGUUUGGCCCCUGAAUCUACCCACAAGUUUGGUAAUCCAGCUCCUCUAGGUCUAUCAGCUUUCGCGUUGACUACUUUUGUGUUAUCCAUGUACAAUGCUGGUGCUCAAGGUAUUAAAAUUCCUAAUGUUGUUGUUGGUUUGGCUAUGUUCUACGGUGGUCUUAUUCAAUUGUUAGCUGGUAUGUGGGAAAUUGCAUUGGAAAACACUUUUGGUGGUACCGCUUUGGCUUCCUACGGUGGUUUCUGGUUAAGUUUCGGUGCUAUUUAUAUCCCAUGGUUCGGUAUCUUAGAUGCUUACAAAGCUAAAGAAUCAGACUUGGGUAAUGCAUUGGGUUUCUAUCUAUUAGGUUGGACUUUAUUCACGCUAGGUUUACUAUUCUGUACCAUGAAAUCUACCAUUAUGUUCUUUGCCUUGUUCUUCUUCUUGUUCAUUACAUUCUUAUUGUUGACCAUUGGCGAAUUCACUGGGAGAUCGGGUGUCAAGACUACUGCAGGUGUUUUUGGUGUCAUCACAGCCUUCAUUGCAUGGUACAAUGCAUACGCCGGUGUUUCCAACAGACAAAAUUCCUACAUCGUGGCUCAUCCAUUCCCAUUACCUUCCAACGAAAAGGUUUUGGUUUAG